This is a messenger RNA of Auanema sp. JU1783, 960 nucleotides long. Lineage: Eukaryota; Metazoa; Nematoda; Chromadorea; Rhabditida; Rhabditidae. The record is from the annotation of a GenBank genome assembly.
AUGAGAAGUCCUAAUCAAACUUUCGGAUCAUGUCAAGCUAUGUGUUCAUCAGAAGAAGUUGAUUUUCGACAAAAAAACAAACUUAUUCAUCCAUUGGAAAGUCUCGAUCCAACCGUACCACAUAAAGAGCUUGUGUGUGACCCUUCCAAAAUGGUUAAAGAAUAUGUGAGAUCUGCUGCAGGAAUUUCUUAUGACUCCGAAUCUAAUAUUCGAACUAUGGAAGUUUUAAGCUCAACUACGGAUUAUUUGAUAUCUUUAUAUCAAGAGUUGAAGGAAACGGAACUGUGUCUUGUUUUCUCCUUUGUGUCUGAUAGACUAAGAGCUGUACGACAAGAUAUCAUAAUCAAGAAUGUUUGGAACGCUCCAGCAAUACUUAUUCUUGAAAAAAUGAUACCGUUUUAUCUGGAAACGUUAUGUCUAGGGCUGUUCAAGCCAUUCAGUUCUUUUGAACUUGUGCUACAUUCGACUCAACUACACGAGUGCUUUUCAAAAUGGUUGAAUGCGAAUAAGAAAGAAGAGCGAGACCCUACAAUCAUUAUUUCUUUUCUAAUAUUUGUUUAUUACGAUAUGCCGUAUGAUAAUUCUUUUUACCGUUUCCUGAACUGUUUAAAUGACGAUAUGAGAUCUCUUGUGAUUCGACUACUCAACGCUUUCAAAUCCUGUAACUAUGUUCGUUUCUUCCGUCUUUUGAAGCUUUUGCCCUCUAACUCGAAUAGGGAAAGUGCUGUGUAUUUAAUUCAAAGCUUGAGAUCAAUUGCUGUAGAUAGAAUUUGCAUUGCUUACAAAUGCAAUAAUGCUAAACUUCCUAAGUCUUUGAUAUAUUCUUGUCUUGGCUAUUCCGAGCAGGAUUGUAUAGGUUUAUCCUCAAUAGAUUCAUCUCAGGUUCUGGUGUCCGAUCUCAAAAACGUUCUUUCUACUUAUUGGCCUAGUACUUUGUAUAGUUAUAAUACUUCGAACUGA